Messenger RNA from Fraxinus pennsylvanica, 1449 nucleotides. NCBI's taxonomy places the organism in Eukaryota, Viridiplantae, Streptophyta, Magnoliopsida, Lamiales, Oleaceae. The record is from the annotation of a GenBank genome assembly.
AUGGACCAAGAAAAACCCAAACCAAAUAGGCUUUAUCAGGUUUGGAAGGGAAGCAAUAAAUUCUUAUGUGGAGGAAGAUUGGUCUUUGGUCCCGAUGUGGCAUCUUUGUUUUUGUCCACAUUCCUUAUUGCAUGUCCAGCGAUUGCGUUUUGUACAAGAGUCUCGCUUGUUAUCAGACAUCGUAUCAAAGAAAAAAAAGAUGCUAUUCCUUGGUAUUCAGUGCUUACUGUGGGAAUCCUACUAACUGUUUUUGAUAUGCUGUUUCUAUUCCUUACAUCCAGUAGAGAUCCUGGGAUCAUCUCUAGAAAUACAACACCACCUGAAUGUGAUGAAACGGGUGAAAUAAGCACCCCUUCAAUGGAGUGGGUCAAUGGAAGAACUCCUCAUUUGAAGCUUCCCCGGACGAAGGAUGUGGUUGUGAAUGGGCACACUGUUAAAAUGAAAUACUGUGACACAUGUUUGCUGUACCGUCCUCCCCGUGCUUCUCAUUGCUCCAUAUGCAACAAUUGUGUUCAGAGAUUUGAUCACCACUGUCCAUGGGUUGGUCAAUGCAUUGGUGUACGUAAUUAUCGAUUUUUCUACAUGUUUGUAUCUACAUCAACGAUCUUAUGCAUAUAUGUCUUUGUGGUCUCGGUCAACAUUCUUCGCCAGAAACGCAACUUCUGGAAGGCCAUGUUAGGUGAUAUUUUAUCAGCUAUUCUCAUCGUGUACUGCUUCAUCACCUUUUGGUUUGUGGGUGGCCUUACAGUUUUCCACUUCUAUCUGAUUAGCACCAACCAGACUACAUAUGAGAACUUCAGGUACCGAUAUGAUAGGAAGGAGAACCCAUAUAACAGAGGGACGAUCACAAACCUGAAAGAAGUCUUUUUCUCUAAAAUCCCACCUUCGAUGGUUAAUUUCAGAGCAUAUGUUCAGGAAGAGGAAAUUAUGGUUAUGGAAGCGAUGGAUCCUAAUUUAACAGGAAGUAUUGCUAGCUCUAGGGAACAAACUGAUGUAGAAAUGGGAGAUAAAUUUGCUGAGAAUAACGGCGCUUCACUUCCAGAGAUCUUACAAAAUCUGGAAUUCGUAGGCAUUGAGGAUAAUAUGAAAGAGCAGGAAGGAAAUGAAAGAUAUGAUUCCAGCCCAUUUCUCUUUUCGGCUGAACAAGAAUUGCAGAUCUCCUCAAUCAAAGUUGGGGGAAAUACAGAGGAGAAUGAAAUGAAACAGCGGGUAGAAAAUGAAACAAGUGAUUCCAGCUUGGUUCUCUUUUCGGCUGAACAAGAAUUAGACAUCAGUUCAAGCAUAAACUACAGGUUUGAUAAUAGGAGAAAUCAGUACCCUUACCCCCCUCAAAGAUUUGGAUGCAUGCGUCAGAAGAUAGCCUGUCUGAAUUCUAGAUACAAUCUGGCAGCAGAAGUUCCGAAGUUGGAGGGCGAAUUGUCGAAAAUAAUGCAGGAUCUUGCAGAAUGA